Messenger RNA from Alternaria conjuncta, 273 nucleotides. RefSeq lists its product as uncharacterized. The record is from RefSeq and is a predicted model, not a curated record. Bases 1 to 273 code for a protein of 90 amino acids. NCBI's taxonomy places the organism in Eukaryota, Fungi, Ascomycota, Dothideomycetes, Pleosporales, Pleosporaceae. The transcript is spliced from 2 exons.
AUGCAGUUCUUCAUCACCAUCCUCUCCCUGGCUGUCGCCGUCUCCGCUGUUCCCCAAGGCAACGGCAACGGAAACGUUGUCUGCAAGGGCGGAAACGAGAAGGCAGUCUGCUGCGCUGCCAAGGAUACGCUCGUCGGCGCCCUUGAGUGCGUCACUCUUCCUAUCAGCGUCCAACAGCCUGGCUGCGAUGGUAGCAUCCGCUGCUGUGACACCGACGCCCCGGCGGGCACUAUCGUCAACAUCCAGGCUCUCAACUGCGCCAGCGUCGCAUAA